Molecule: messenger RNA, 2301 nt
Organism: Gadus macrocephalus (Pacific cod)
Lineage: Eukaryota; Metazoa; Chordata; Actinopteri; Gadiformes; Gadidae
Gene: socs9
Product: suppressor of cytokine signaling 9
Biological process (GO): intracellular signal transduction; phosphatidylinositol phosphate biosynthetic process
Cellular component (GO): phosphatidylinositol 3-kinase complex
Molecular function (GO): 1-phosphatidylinositol-3-kinase regulator activity
Source: RefSeq, a predicted model, not a curated record
UUCAUCACUUCCGGGUUGCUUUUUUUUUUUUGUUCCAUGGAUUCAGCCGAGGAGCUAACGUCAAGCUAACGCUAGCCUCGAUCGUCUCCAUCGCGGUGUUAAGAGAGUCGUGCAGUGACAACACAACACAUCCGACCCCUCACAGAUGGCCUAAAGCCACGAUGAAAGUGACCCACCCAUCAUGUUGACGGUGGCUCACAAGCUCACACUGCUGGUAAGUCGCGCCACUGCGGGCGAAGUGGAAUAACAAGUCAUCAGCGCACGUCUCCGCGGACCGGACCUGUCUGGUGCUACCGUGUUACCCGCUGCAUAAUUACACCGUCAUGUCAUUACCCAAGGACUCGGGGGACAGGGGCAAGGACAAGGAGCGGGGGGCGCGUCCCAAGGUGAGGCAGAGCCGGUCGGAGGAGCGCCGGGACUCUAGGGGGGGGGGGGGCCGCAAGGGAGGGAAGUUCAAGAAGAAGGGUCUCUCCUCCAACGGGCUGGCGGCCGAGCGGCCCGUCAGCGACGGCUUCGAGUACGGCGAGCUGCUGGCGGGCGGCGCCGAGACCAACGACCGGCGGUCGUCGUCCCCGCUGAAGGUGGGCCGGAGGUGGCAGGGCGCGGACGCCGCUGCCACCGGGUCGCCGCUCGGACCGGAGCGGGGGGUCGCCGCUGAGUCGCCCCCCGCCGGUGAGGGCGAGGGACGGGGGGGCAGCGGCAGCCGCACCCUGCGGCAGAAGAUCCAGGACGCCAUGGGGCAGUGCUUCCCCAUCAAGACGCUGGCGGCGCCCGCGGCUGCGUCGUUGCUACUGGCAACGCCGCAGGCUCUCGCGGCGGGUGCGGAGGCCGCGGGCGGCAGCGUCUCGUCGAGGCGCAAGAUCCACCUGAGCGAGCUGAUGCUGGACGACUGCCCCUUCCCCGCCGACUCGGAGCUGGCCCAGAAGUGGUACCUCAUCAAGCAGCACACGGUGCCCAUCACGCAGCCCCCGCUGCUGGACGCCGCCACGCCCACGGCCGCCCCGGUGGUGGAGGACGUGGACGACCGGCUGCGGGAGCGCCGGCGAAUCAGCAUCGAGCAGGGGGUGGAGCCGCCGCCCAACGCCGAGAUCCACACCUUCGAGGUGACGGCGCAGAUCAACCCCCUGUACAAGCUGGGGCCCAAGCUGGCGCACGGCAUGAACGAGCUGGCGGCGGACGAGAGAGCCACGGUGCAGCUCCAGCAGCAGCUGCUCAUCCAGAGGCAGCAGCAGCACCAGCUCCUGCUGCAGAGCUGCCUGGACACCCUGGACGAGGUGGUGGCCUCUGCCGCCGCCUCCAGCUCGGCCUCGGCCUCCGCCGCCGCCCCCGUCGCCGUGGCCUGCGACCCCGUCCUGGAGUCUCUGGCGGACCCUGAGGUGUCGCCCGGAGUGACGCCGCCCACGGCCUCGCCACCCGGAGCGGAGCAGCCGCAGCCCACGCCGCCGGACGGCUACCGCAUCCACACGCAGAUCGACUACAUCCACUGCCUGGUGCCGGACCUCCAGCAGAUCGCCACGCUGGGCUGCUACUGGGGCGUGAUGGACCGCUACCAGGCGGAGACCCUCCUGGAGGGCCGGCCCGAGGGGACCUUCCUGCUGCGGGACUCGGCCCAGGAGGACUACCUGUUUUCGGUGAGCUUUCGGCGGUACGGCCGCUCGCUGCACGCGCGCAUCGAGCAGUGGAACCACAACUUCAGCUUCGACGUGCACGACCCCAACGUGUUCCACGCGCCCACCGUCACGGGCCUGCUGGAGCACUACAAGGACCCCAACUCCUGCAUGUUCUUCGAGCCGCUGCUGUCCAUCCCCGUCCACCGCACGCAGCCCUUCGGCCUGCAGCGCCUGUGCCGCUCGGUGGUGAGCGGCAGCACCACCUACGACGGCAUCAACCAGCUGCCCAUCCCCACCGCGCUCAAGAAGCACCUGAAGGAGUACCACUACAAGCAGAGGGUGAGGGUGAGGCGGAUGGACACCUGGUGGGAGUAAGGCCGGCGCCCCCCCCCUCCUUCCGGACCAAUCGGCUCUCUUGUUUGGAGUCGCGUGUUUUAAGGCGUGUUUGACGAAGGGAGACACUAGACUCUGUGAUGCAGGUCCCCGCACGCCCGGCCAAGUAGUGACUUAUUCCUCCGUUCCUGUUCUUCUUUUCUUUUCGUUUGUCGCUGUAUUAAUCGACGUUAUACUUAUUUAUUUCCUCUGGCGUGUCCUUUUCUUGUAUCGCGCUACGUGAACAAUACAGAAUAAUACUAAAGAUUGUCAUGCACAUUUAACAUUUGACACAUUAAACAAAGAUCUUUCCAACGAA